Messenger RNA from Danio aesculapii, 1005 nucleotides. RefSeq lists its product as uncharacterized. NCBI's taxonomy places the organism in Eukaryota, Metazoa, Chordata, Actinopteri, Cypriniformes, Danionidae. The transcript has 2 exons. Bases 117 to 584 code for a protein of 155 amino acids. The record is from RefSeq and is a predicted model, not a curated record.
ACGACGACUGUUGAGGCGCCAACGCGCUUUCUUGGUUUACUUUUAAUAAAAAAGAGGCGUUUGUUUUGUCAGUCCUCUUAAUUGUAUAUAAGCUGACCAUAUAUUUGCUGUUCGGAAUGGGACAAAAAGGUGAUUUGAGUGAUUUUCAACGCGGAAUGAUUGUUGGUGCCAGACAGGCUGGUCUGAGUGUUUCCGACACCGCUGAGUUACUAGGACUUUCUCGCACUACAGUCUCCAGGGUUUACAGGGAAUGGUCAGAAAAGGACAAAACAUCCACUGGCCGACAGGAGUGUGGGCGAAAAAGCCUCGUUGAUGACCGCGGUCAGAAGAGAAUGAGCAGACUUAUUAAGGCUGAUAGAAAAGCUACCGUAACCGAGUUAACCGUUCGUUACAACCAGGGGACCCGGAGGAGCAUCUCUGAACGUACAACACGCCGUGCAUUGAAGCAAAUGGGCUACAGCAAGCAGAAAACCACACCUGAAAGUAAAACACAACCGGACGACGCUCCUGUCAACAAAGAACAGAAACCCGAGGCUCCGGUUUCCGCGGAGGCACCAGAAUUAAACGACACACCUUCAGAAUAACGUUAGAUGGAGUGUAUGCACGAGCAACAGAUGGCCAAAUUGAGAAUUGUGAACUUCACCACUGGGUCCCUCCUUUAAAAUGCUACUCUGCUGAAGUAUACAUGGAUAAAGAAAUCCUUUGAAGACGACGAGGAUGAAAAGGAACCAGCAUUACAAAUGACAUCCUUGUUUUAUGUGCUGACAGAUAUUUGAACAGUUUUUCACAUUUGGAGCUGUCAAAAACUCAAGCUUGGCUUGUCUACAUGUGUUCAAACUGUUUAAAAGUGUACAUUUUACAUAAUUUGUAGCAUUUUACUUUUAUUGUAGUACUAAUUCAAGUAGUUUAGAAUUAGACACCGAUGCAUAUGAAGCAAAGGCUGCACAUUUAACAGCAGCCAUCUUUUUUUUAGAAAAGCCUUUCAAUAAAAACAACUCGCACAGU